Messenger RNA from Drosophila kikkawai, 495 nucleotides. The record is from RefSeq and is a predicted model, not a curated record. Lineage: Eukaryota; Metazoa; Arthropoda; Insecta; Diptera; Drosophilidae.
AUGAAGGGCCUAAGACUGCUAUUCCUGGCAUUUUGUCUGAUUGUGUGCUGGGAGUUCGGUCUAGCAAAUCCAUCUGGGAACCGAAUAGAGGAAGAGCCUGUUGAGUACUGCACCACGUUCGAGGAGAAGCCGGGAAGAAUCAUUCAUGUCACUAAAUGUGCGUACAUGAUGGAUAUAGUGGCUAAGAUUAAGGCGAAGCGGCAGCUCACCCCCAGGGAACAGAACAUCACGCUAUAUUCCCGACGUGAAAACUUUAAAAAAGCUGUGUGCUGCGAAGAUUUAGUCAACGAUUCCGGAUUGGAGCUGCUAAAGCAGAGUGAGCAGGAAUGCGGAGAUUAUAGCCAGGAUUUGGUUUCAAAUGGCAUCGAGGUUGAAAUGGGAACGCGUCCUUGGAUGGCCUUGCUGGAAUAUGACGAUCCGAUGUUUAGGUUCCAGUGUGGUGCCACCUUGAUAACACCGCGUGAGUAUCUCACAGAUGCUGUGUUCGAGAUUUAA